AUGGGCCGAAGCCCCUUCCGUUUUCACCUGACAGCAGAGCGGUCGCAAGCUGCGCGCCGCGCCCGGGCCUCAGCCCUUUUUUUGUGCCAUCCGGGUCUCUCGCGCCAGAGCGCUAGUCUGUGGCGAAGCUUCGGGGCGGCCGGUACUGUUGAGCGCGUCCAGCCGAGGCGCCGCCUUCGCGGCCGGGACUCAGAAACAAUGGCGGCCACUGAUACAGAACGAGAUGGACUAGCCCCAGAAAAGACAUCCCCGGAUAGAGAAAAGAAAAAAGAGCAAUCAGAUGUGUCUAUUUCUCCUAGAACCUCAAAACAUCACUAUUCAAGGUCACGGUCAAGAUCAAGAGAAAGAAAGCGAAAAUCAGAUAAUGAAGGAAGAAAACACAGGAGCCGGAGCAGAAGCAAAGAGCGUGCUAAUGCGCGAAGAGACUGAACUGAAGACGCUGCAGACUCAGAUAG
Molecule: messenger RNA, 455 nt
Organism: Onychomys torridus (southern grasshopper mouse)
Lineage: Eukaryota; Metazoa; Chordata; Mammalia; Rodentia; Cricetidae
Product: arginine/serine-rich coiled-coil protein 2-like
Exons: 5
Coding region: 1-429 (142 amino acids)
Source: RefSeq, a predicted model, not a curated record